This is a messenger RNA of Protopterus annectens (West African lungfish), 3678 nucleotides long. RefSeq lists its product as uncharacterized. The coding region runs from base 324 to 3209 and encodes 961 amino acids. The record is from RefSeq and is a predicted model, not a curated record. The transcript has 8 exons. NCBI's taxonomy places the organism in Eukaryota, Metazoa, Chordata, Ceratodontiformes, Protopteridae.
UGGCACUGAGCCCUGACGGCCCCGAACCUGCUGGGGAAGUGGCACUGAGCCCUGACGGCCCCGAACCUGCUGGGGAAGUGGCACUGAGCCCUGACGGCCCCGAACCUGCUGGGGAAGUGGCACUGAGCCCUGACGAAUCAAAGGCCAACACUUAUCCUGAAUCCUCCGUAAAAGACGUACGCGUAUUAAGUGAUUUUAGCAAUGAAAGUCUACCCACAGAUGGAUUAGAAUCCUGUAAUGAAGUGUCACGCAACAUUGGACUAGAACCAGCAAAUGAAAUAUUACAAGAGUCCAAGACUGACAAGGAAUCUGAGCCCAGAGCUAUGGUUUGGGAUGAAGCAGUCACACUGGGAGAUCUUGGUCAUGUAAGUAUGAACACUACUGGAUCGGAACCAUUUAAUGGAAUAGCACAGGAAUUCACAAGGGAUGAUGGCUCUGAAUCCUUAAAUAUGGUGCAAAACACUGCCUGCAUGGUACAGGCAGUCACACUAGGUGAUCCUAACUUUGAAAGUCAUAAUGGUGAUUUAUUAGAAACCUUUAGUGAUAUGCCACAGAGCACUGGAUUAGAACCAUUUAAAGAAGCACAAGAAUCAAAGGCAGAAGUUGCCACAGAUGUGGUACAUGAAGCAGUUGCAUCUGGUUGUCCUGCUCAUGAAUGUCUGAACACUCUAUCAGAAUCGUAUAUUGAAAUGAUGCAGAGAACUGUUGACUCACGGGCAUCUAAUGAAAUGUCACAAAACUCAGAUUUUCUCUCCAAGCAAGCUGUCUUACUAGAAGAUUCUAACUAUGAGAGUCUGAACACUGGACUAGUAUCUAAUGAAUUCCAGGAAUCUACUAAAAAGGCUAGCUCCGAACCAUUGGAUGUGGUACAAGACAUUUCUACUGAAAUGGUGCAAGAAGAAAUUGUAUCAACACGGAACCAUAUUGGCUGUGAAAGUGGAAUUCAGCACCUUUACAGAUAUGAAACUUCUAAAGUGGAGCAGGAAUCCCCACGUGUUGGCUAUGAAAGUAAUGGCCAGGGCAUCUGUGGAACAGAAUCUGCCAAUGUACCUGAAUUUAUGCCACCUGAUAACUGUGAAAAUGGUCUAGACUUGUGUGCAUCAGAAGACCCUAUCCAUGCAAGUGACAUUCAAUAUGUUCAUGAAGUGGAGUCUGAGACAAUACAGCAGUCCAUGGAAGCUGAUGCUAAUUGUGAAUGCAGGAAUUUUGAUGUACUGAAACCCUGUGAGGGAAAACCAGAAUCUACCCAGAUGGGUGCAAGAUGUGAAGCUACAAACCUUCAGGGAACAGAUUAUUCUUUGGUAAAGGAAACUGCAGAUAUGGAUAGUUGCUAUGAAAGUAAUUUGGACAUCAGGCUUUCAAAAGCGGCGGAGGCUGGCCAGGAGGAGCCCACAUUGGCGGAGGCUGGCCAGGAGGAGCCCACAUUGGCGGAGGCUGGCCAGGAGGAGCCCACAUUGGCGGAGGCUGGCCAGGAGGAGCCCACAUUGGCGGAGGCUGGCCAGGAGGAGCCCACAUUGGCGGAGGCUGGCCAGGAGGAGCCCACAUUGGCGGAGGCUGGCCAGGAGGAGCCCACAUUGGCGGAGGCUGGCCAGGAGGAGCCCACAUUGGCGGAGGCUGGCCAGGAGGAGCCCACAUUGGCGGAGGCUGGCCAGGAGGAGCCCACAUUGGCGGAGGCUGGCCAGGAGGAGCCCACAUUGGCGGAGGCUGGCCAGGAGGAGCCCACAUUGGCGGAGGCUGGCCAGGAGGAGCCCACAUUGGCGGAGGCUGGCCAGGAGGAGCCCACAUUGGCGGAGGCUGGCCAGGAGGAGCCCACAUUGGUGGAGGCUGGCCAGGAGGAGCCCACAUCUCCAUCUUCUGAGGGAGUAAAGGCUUCCACAGAAAUGGAUGCUAGCUAUGAAAGAAAAGAACCUAUUCAACCUGAACCCAUCUGUGAAAAUGUCAGUCAGGAUUUUCAUGCAACAGAUGUGUGCUAUCCAAGUGAUAUUCAGGGCAGCUUUGUAUCCCGGCUAUCUGAGCUCAAACAGUAUUCAGAACAAAUUGCUGAGUCCUGUGAAACUACCUAUCUAAUCAUCCAUAGAGCAGAACUAACUGAAAUGAUGCAGAAUUUCCCACAAGCUGCGAGCACAGAAAGAGACCAGCAACAAAUCCCGGCACUGAAUUCCUCAGAGAUGCAAGAAGUCCUGCCAGAUGGCCCUAGAAUUCAGGACGGGUACAGAACAGAAUCUUCCAGUGAAAGAGUACAAGAGAACAGCUGCUUUACAGAGACCAAUGAAAGAGAACAGGAAUACUCUCAGCCUGUCGUCUGUGAAGGUGAUAAGGACAUUUGUUUAUCUAAAUCCUCUAUGGUACAAGAAAUCAUGCCAGCUGAUGCUGGGGGCAUAAGUAUGGACAUCAAAGGAACAGAUGUUUCUCAUGCAAUAGUGGGAGCCACAGAGUCUAAUGCUAACUGUGAAAUAGAGAACAAGAACACUGGCUCUGAACUUUCUGAUGUGGUAAAAUACAUGCAUGUGGCUGGUGCUGAAAUUGAUCAGGGCAUAUCACAGAGAGUACAGGAAUUGACACAGAUUGGUGCUAGUUGUGAUAAAUCCGUAACUUCAAAGACUACCAUAGAUCCCUGCACAGCUAGUGAAAGUGACACUCUGGAUGUACAUCUGUCAGGAAUGUCUGAAAAGGAAUCCAUUACCACUAAUAGAUGUGGAACUGCCAGUCUGUGCGUUCUUGGACCAGAAUCCUCUGAGUUGGUGCUAGAAGGAUCCAUGCAGGAUACCUUGGAAAAUGAAGGAAGCUCUGCAAGUCCCAGACAUGAGACCCAGGCUGUAUCUGAAGUUGCUGUGUGUGAAAAAGAUGGCAAGGAAAUCCACCAAGCAAAAUCAGUUGAGAAAACUGUGGAGCAAGAUACCAGCUCCGUGGAUGGUAACCAUGAAAAUGGAGAGUUAGAUCAUGAUGAGGGAAUCGCAGAGAAAGAAAAUGCAAGUGACCAUUCAGAAAUUCAGGACUCUGAAUUCUAUGAUGUGGAGGAAUUCCAGUCAAAUAGGACCACAAACAGAUAUACGCUGGAGUCUGAUAUUUCAGACGAAGAGGUCUCUACAAGAAAGGAGAGACACUGGAGACUAGGCGAUGACAACCUUGAUGAUACUCUGGAAUACAUCUCAUCCGAUGAUGACAGUCUAUCCUCUACUGAGGAAAGCAUCACACUUGGCCACACUUAACAGCAAGACCAGCUUAACACUGAUGCAAUCCUGCUGCAGAAACCUUUUUCCUCUUGAUCGUAAAUAUGUGGAAUUUUAAACUCUGGUUAUUAGCAUCUUGGAAAUUCUGAUGUACUCUCUGCAUGGUUCUCCCAAAAUUUAUAUAUUUGAUGUACUUAAAGAACAAAGGGCACUUUAAAUUUUUUAAAAAUUAAAAUAUUUCAUAAAUUAAGUAGUUUAUCGUAUUAAGUGACUGCAAGAUAUUUUUGUAAAUUUUAUCUUAUGCAAAGUAAUUACUUAGUAUUUAUAAGUCGAAUUAUAUACUCAAAGUAGGUUUCUUGAUUAUGUAUGUUGUCUCUGUGGCUAUGCUAUUUACAGCUGUUUUGUGAGGUGUUUUUUCUAUGCUAAAUUUUCUAUGCUAAAUUUUGUAAGUCUUAAAAAUCUUGUAAACUUGAUAUGCAUUAAAAGGUGUACUACAUAUGAUAAUAAA